This is a messenger RNA of Pyricularia oryzae 70-15, 3214 nucleotides long. Its product is annotated as pre-mRNA-splicing factor cwc22. Gene Ontology annotation, cellular component: catalytic step 2 spliceosome. Bases 260 to 2983 code for a protein of 907 amino acids. The transcript is spliced from 3 exons. Gene Ontology annotation, biological process: mRNA splicing, via spliceosome. Gene Ontology annotation, molecular function: RNA binding; protein binding. The record is from RefSeq and is a predicted model, not a curated record. Lineage: Eukaryota; Fungi; Ascomycota; Sordariomycetes; Magnaporthales; Pyriculariaceae.
GCUUCCCCAAGUCGCGCUUGUUGCUUGCUUUGCUCGAGUGUCGUUUUUCGAGCCGUGCGUUGUGGCAUAGCUCAGGUCGAGUUGAGUAGGUACCUCAGCCUGGCUAUUCUCUAAUAACAUUUUUUUUUUCUCAUCUCAGCCAAGGCUGCCGGCGCCUCGAGAAUAAGCGUGCUGGGAAUUGGUUGGACAAGUUGCGCGCCCUAACUCAAUCGCCAUCGCCGAACGAUAUAUCCCACACGACGCGAGACACCCAGUCACCAUGUCGUCACCAGAUGCGCGAGAUGCACGCAGCCCGUCGCCGCGGCCUCGGUCGCCCUCACCUGCGGCGCCCUCUCGGUCUUGGUCUCGGUCUCGACAUGAAUCUCCAUCACGAUCGCCGGCGCCAAUGAGGGAAAGACGCGAGGAGGAAGGAAACGAGCAGAGGUCGCCGAGGCAGAUUGCGCACCACCCACGAUCACCACGCGGCAGCGACCGUCGCGCUGAGCCCAGGAGACGAGACGCAGGCGGCGGCGGCGGCGACAAGUACAGGCCGGCUAAAGCCAGGAAGCAGCGGUCGCCGCCGCCGGCUGCUACCGAGGAGCAGAAGCAGGCGGCCGCCAAGGCAGAGUACGAGAGGCUGCUCACGGCUCGGUCGGGAGGGACAUACGUGCCGCCAGCGCGGCUGCGGGCGCUGCAGGCGCAAAUCACGGACAAGACCUCGAUGGCGUACCAGCGUAUGGCCUGGGACGCGCUCAAGAAGAGCAUAAACGGUCUGAUCAACAAGGUCAACGUCAGCAACAUCAAGCCCCUCGUGCCGGAACUGUUCAACGAGAACCUCGUCCGCGGCCGCGGACUCUUUUGCCAGAGCGCCAUAAAGGCCCAGGCUGCCAGUCUGCCCUUUACGCCCAUCUACGCCGCGCUGGUGGCUGUGGUCAACACGAAGCUGCCGCAGGUGGGCGAGCUGCUGCUGCGCAGACUGGUGCUGCGGUUCAGGAAGGCCUUUAGGCGCAACGACAAGGCCGUUUGCCUGUCGGCCACAACCUUUGUCGCCCACCUCGUCAACCAGCAGGUCGCGCACGAAAUGGUGGCAGGUCAGAUGCUGUUGCUCCUGCUCAACAAGCCCACCGACGAUAGUGUCGAGAUCGCUGUCGGCUUGACCCGUGAAGUUGGCCAGUUCCUCGAGGAAAUGAAUGCCGCCAUCGCCAACGUCGUCUUUGACAGAUUCCGUGACAUCCUCCACGAGGCCGACAUCGCUAAGCGCACCCAGUACAUGAUCGAGGUGCUCUUUCAGACCCGCAAGGACCGCUUCAAGGACAACCCCGCCAUCCGGGAUGAGCUUGAUCUUGUAGAGGAGGAUGACCAGAUCAAGCACUUUGUAGAGCUCGAUGGUGAGCUUGAUGCCCAGGAUGGGCUGAACAUUUUCAAGUUUGAUCCAGAAUACGAGGAGAACGAGGAAAAGUACAAGAAGCUCAAGGCCGAGAUUCUUGGCGAGGGCUCCGAUUAUGAGGACGACAGCGACGACGAAGGCUCAGAUUCGAGUGACGACGAACCUGCGGCCGCAGAACAGAAGGCCAUGGACAUCCAGGAUCGGAGUAAUGCUGAUCUGGUUGCUCUACGAAGAACAAUUUAUCUCACCCUCAUGUCCAGCAUGGAUCCGGAGGAAGCCGUGCAUAAGCUUAUGAAGAUAAACCUACCUCAGGGGCUAGAGGGCGAGUUGCCAUCCCUUGUAGUCGAAUCAUGCGCCCAGGAGCGCACUUACUCUAAAUUUUACGGCGCCAUCGGCGAGCGACUUGCUAAGAUCAACCGCCUGUGGACGGAUUUGUUUGAAAAAUCGUUUGAACACUACUACACAAGCAUCCACCGGUACGAGACCAAUAGACUACGCAACAUUGCCCGGUUCUUUGGCCACAUGUUCAGUUCAGAUGCCAUCGGCUGGCAUUGCUUGUCUGUUAUUCACCUCAACGAGGAGGAGACGACUUCGGCUAGUCGUAUCUUCAUCAAAAUUCUGUUCCAGGAGAUAUCCGAGGCUAUGGGAAUGCCAAAGCUGCAUACUCGCACCAAGGACGCGGCACUGCAGCCUUACAUGGAGGGGUUGUUCCCGCGUGAUACGGCCCGCAACAUCCGCUUCUCCAUCAACUACUUCACUAGUAUCGGCAUGGGUGUGCUCACAGAAGACUCGCGAGAGUUCCUCCAAAACAUGCCCAAGCCGGCUCUGCCCGCUCCCCCUCCCGACUCGGAUUCGGAAUCUUCGUCAAGCUAUUCAUCAUACACUGGCUCGUCGUACUCUCGAUCACGAUCACCGUCACCGAGAAGACGUUCAUACUCACGCUCCCGUUCCCGCUCUGUCACUCCCCGUCGGACCAAUAGCAACGGUCGCAACAAUGCACGCUCGCCAUCGAGGUCUGUUUCGAGAUCGAUUUCGCGCUCUCGCAGCCCUGCACCGAUAAGGGGACGCUCGUAUUCCCGGUCGGUGAGCCGUUCACGCUCACGGUCCUACUCUCGAUCCGUCUCACGCUCGCCAACUCCACCACGCCGCCAAGCACCGGCACAGCAACGAGGUAGGCAGCGUUCCUACACCCCAUCCGACCGCAGCCGCAGCCGGAGCUACAGCCGCAGCAGGAGCCCCCGCGGCAGGUCGUACACGAGGUCGCCUGACCGCGCUGGCCCGCAGGCUUCUACCGCGCCAAGGUCAGGCGGGCCGCCUCGUAAGGCAGGAUCGGUCGACAAUCGGUCGCCGCUUUCCAGGUCCCCAUCCGGGUCGAGGUCCCCAUCACCUCGUCGCCGGCGAGACUCGCCCAGCCGCAGCCCGGUGAGAGACAGGGAAAGUGGUGGCAGGGCAGCAGCCGCUGCUCCUGGAAAUUCGGAGGCCAGGCGCGGCCGAAGCUAUUCCCGUUCACCAUCCAGGACCAGGUCCCCCUCACCCGCUCCGUCGAGGCGAAGGAGGAGAGAUAGCUCAUCAGACGCAAGCGCGCCGAGGAAAAGGCGUCGGGAGAGUUCCAGAUGAAAACCGUCUCGGCCGCGUGGCAGUGGUCUUUCUGUAUAGGUUAGCUAGCUUACCAGGAUUCGAGUGUACAAGAACAAACAACAAAAACAUGGAAUUCAUAUCUCAUUUGCCCCAAGCUUCCUUUCUAUUCCUGAUUGCGCGGUAGGCGUUUAUCAAUCGAGGCUAGGUUUAUUUAACCCUAUUUUUUUUUUUUUUUUUCUUUGGUUGGGCAAAUAAAAUCAAGAUUGACCA